Messenger RNA from Nothobranchius furzeri (turquoise killifish), 1659 nucleotides. NCBI's taxonomy places the organism in Eukaryota, Metazoa, Chordata, Actinopteri, Cyprinodontiformes, Nothobranchiidae. The record is from RefSeq and is a predicted model, not a curated record.
GUAUUGUAAAAAGAAAAAAAAACAACACAAAUAGAUUGCAGAGGCAAUACAGUUUGUAACUGUAUGUGCUGUGUUUUUUAAGUAAGUAAAAUAAACUGGAACUAGAAAUGUUUAUAUCUUGAUUUUUUUUUGUGUGUUGAAUUUUUUGGUCAAAUUAAUGGUUUUACAUUUUUCCUUGACUUUUCAAAGAAUGCUUCAAGAAUUAUACAAAGACUUGAUCUGUUGCUAUAUCAGUGACCUUUUUUUACCUAUGACAUUCUGAAGAUACCAGUAUUUCAAUGUAAUAAUAUAAUUAAAUACAUCUAUAAUUUUUCCUACUAGAAUGCCUCUUGGGAUGAAGUUGUGCACUCAUACAGAGGGAAAACAAACUAAAAAGAAGACUCUGAGGCUGAUUAAAUGGCUGCAAAAGAAACACCUUCUAAAGAAGAAGCUGAGAUGCCCUGUUUGCCACCAUAAGAUGAAAAUGAUAUCUGUGGUGAAGAAAGACCAAUUUAUGUGGAGGCGUGGCUUUCGGCUCAUUCAGGAAGGUCGGGGAUAGAGCAACAGCCCUUCAAAUUUUAAAAGCAAGACACAGUGCUAACUUUAUCUCAAUAUUUAUUUAUUUUUUAAUAUAAUUUUGUGAUAAUGUUUAUAGGUUCAUUUAUUUACCUCACUUUUUGGUUUGUUCUCAGGUGCUGCAAAAGAGCAAGUCAUAGAAAAGUCUCCAGAACAAUUAGAACUGGCUCCCUCUUUGAGAAAUCAAAAUCUUCUCUUUUCAGUUGGAUGAAGUUCAUCUACAGAUUUUCACAAGGGCUCAGGCUCAGGCAGAUAGAUAUGAUUGAUGAUGAUGUGGCUGGCAGCUCCAAAACAUUAAGUGCCAUGGCAAAGCGUAUUCGACAAGUCUGCAUCAGUGCAAUGGAAAGACACGGAGUAAAUAAAGGGCACUGUCUUGGUGGUCACAAAGAAUUUGUGGUUAUGGAUGAAAGCUGUCUCCGUCAUCAGCGAAAGUAUGCACGUGGACGCUUCGGAAAUGCUUGGAAAAGAAAGAAAUGGGUCUUUGGACUGAUGGGUGUGAAAGACAAAAGGCGAAGGCUCGUGUUAAAACUUGUAGAGAAACGAACAAGGCGUCACCUUGUUCCUCUGAUCAGACAGCAUGUUAAGUCGGGUAGUGCCAUUAUCAGUGAUGAGUGGAGAGCCUACAAGAAUGUCUUGACAAACAUGGGGUACAAACAUUACACAGUAAAUCACAGCAGGUGGUUUGUUGAUCCUCACUCGGGCAGUCAUACACAACAUAUUGAAAGAGCUUGGAUGACAAUUAAAGGACAUAUUCGCAGACUAAGAGGAAAUCGUACUGAGAUGUUGUUGGAGGAACAUCUUAAAGUUCUCGAAUGGUCAUCUUGGCUUGGUUCAAAACAUCCUGAUGGACCACUGGGACGCUUAUUCAAGGACAUAUGGAAAUCAUUCCCAGUUUAACCUGAAUCUCUUCUACAACAGUUUUUUUUAGGGAGGGGGUAUUUGGUGUGUUUGAUGAGUUUGGAUGUUAAAUGUGCUACACUUACAAUACAUGACCAUUUUUGACAGUAGUUAACAUAGUUUGUACAAAUAUUUUAAGCAUUUAGUGUAACUCUGAAGUUUAACAAAUUUAAACAUUUAAGACUAAUUUUUGGUAUUUAUAAAUGU